Molecule: messenger RNA, 998 nt
Organism: Paraphaeosphaeria sporulosa
Lineage: Eukaryota; Fungi; Ascomycota; Dothideomycetes; Pleosporales; Didymosphaeriaceae
Exons: 1
Coding region: 148-702 (184 amino acids)
Source: RefSeq, a predicted model, not a curated record
CAUGAGAACCACAAAAGGCUUCGCCACCAUGCAUCUUCUAAGAUCCAAUUCCUUGCAUUGGAGAACAUCUGCUCUCCACGGUCCUCCGUCGAUAUUACCGUCCCCCUUCUUGCAUCAACUUCAAGAGCUUCUUUGAUAUCUUUCAUCAUGCAGCUUACAUCGCUGUACUUCACCUUACUGCUCUCUCUGACUUCUGGUCUACCUUUGGAGGGCGCACCGAACCGACAUCUGGCAGCACGCUCAAAGACUUAUGCAGUUGUCAACGUAGAUGGAGGCUCGUCAAUAGCAGCACAGCCAGGAACGACUACUAUAGUCGACGAUCAGACCAAAACCGUUCGAGUCACCGAUGCUGCCUCCAUAAUCACCACCACGGACAGGCUGAUAACUACAAUUGUUCCUGCUCCGACACCGACGAGUUCGACGACGUCUAUCAGCUCCACUAGCUCGAGCAGGUCGAGCAGUAGAUCUGCAAGCUCAAGUGCCACUUUGGCCAAAACGUCAACCUCGGCUCAAACCACAACCAUCCCCACGGCUGCAUUCAAUCCAGCAACGACGUCUGAGGCGUUGGCUACUACGCAAUCAGAGAAAAAUCCGGGAACCAGCCUUGUUACUGUGACCAUUACAGAAGGUCCUGCGCCAACAGAAUGGUACGAUGACGGGUUUUGGCAUACAAGAUAUGCCAUCAAGACGAAAUGGGACUAGUCUGCCUCUUCUCAGCUGCGCAACGCGGCACUUCAACGCAGACUUUGCCCAUGACAAUGUCGGAAUGUGCUUUUCUUGAACAUAUUUGAAACGAGCGGUUUGAAGGGGUGAGGUGUGGUUCGAAUGGUGAGUCUCGAUCACGGUUGAGAUAAGGAUACACGAUUCGAUGCAUCGGAAUGGCGUUUUUCAUGAUAAUGCAGUGCGCAAGACAUGAGCUUAGAAUAUGAGUUUGAGCAAUAAUCCUAGCAUAGCAACGGAGACCAUGUACGAACAUUACCUUCCUAGGGUUGCAAACA